AUACAUUCAAAAAUUCAACGCAGUACUGACAUAGCUACAGUAUACAUUAAGACUGACGACCGAAAAGAAAACAAGUAAUGUAUGUCAGAUGUUGCAUUAGUUAGGUUGCAGAUGCAGUUUAGCUUUGUGUUAACGUUAAUUUACCUGAACGCAAUUUAACGUUGCAUUUAUGAGAACAUUACCUUUGUGCUGGCUUGUAUUUUUGUGGCCGUGACUGUGUGGCACGUGGCUGGCUAACUAAAAAAUUUAGCUAACUAAAGUUGACCACUGCUAGCGACAGCUUUCAAAUAUGCUGCGCAUUAACUGGCCCAAAACAUGGUCAAAAUUAUUAGAAAAAGAUACUUGUUUGGGUUAAAGUGAUAAGUCAACGUUGACUUUGGUUUCAAAUGGUACACUAACAGCACUCUCUAGCAAAAGCAUCCACGAUUCUCAAAAAAAGUCAGCAAAUUUAGUGUAAUUAAUAUAGCACUCUACAGCUAAAAUAACAUAAGGAAAAUACUCGUAGUGUGGUGCUAGAUAGUCACAUUGUAAAGGUUUAAGAAACAAACACACUUUAUUUCAAUUUCUAAAGGCUUAACACUGAGUGACUGUUUCAGAAAUGCCUAAAUUACAUAUUUUUUGUGACUGAAUCUGAGACUCAAGUAAAUAAAGAAAAUUAAUGUUGCUGUAUUACAAUUUUUGUAAUGUAAUUUUGCACAAACAUUAUGCAAACUAAUUUUUUUCAUUUCUUUUUCAGUUUUUUGAUUCAAUACCAGGAAUUGGAACAAUAGCUAUCUGGAACUUCUGGAACUGAGAUCAGUCAGAAGCCUUCAAGCUCAAACAUUAAUGAUGGAUGAUGUAGACAGUGGUCUUUCUGACUUCAUUUACUCUGUGCUGCCAAAUUCAAGUUCAAAUGACCUGCUGUUAGAGGCUCUUCAGACCCUGGGUGUGGAAACCGUUGAAGAUUUAAAAUAUGUCCAGGAGGCAGAUCUUGUUAAUACCCUCAGGCCAAUUGAAGCUCGAAAAUUGAUUGCGACAUUUAAAGCUUUCUCUGAAAAGGAUGCCAAAGAGAUUCCUCAUCUGCCUACCAGAGCUGAGCCAGAAAGAUUGUUAAGCACACACACAGGAACAAUGCCAUGCAGAGACCAUCCAUCUACAAGUGAAUACAGUACAGAUCAUUCCAACUCUCCACAGUCUUCCUCAAGCUCAAGUGAACUCUCAACUCCUCAUAGAAACACUCCAGUGGAUAACAACUGGCACUUCAAUUUUGAGAUGCCCUGGAGUAAAAUGCCGUCAGAACUUACCAGAAAGCUUGAAAAUAAAGAGCGCCCAACAGGACGUGAAAGACGUGAAAUGAUUCGCCUGAUGUUAGGAGAGAUUCUAACCAUCUGCCCUGCACCAGGGAAGAAACAUCUCUGUGAAAUUGCCAGGAAGAUUGUUUUAAGAUAUCCUCUGUCAUUUAGAGAUGUUAUUGAAGAUCAAGUUGUUGGUAGUGGCUAUGACUCCCUUACCAAGCAGCUGCAGGCUAGACUUGACAACAUGAAAAGAGGGAAAACCUCACUUUACCUGAGAAGACAGACGUCCAGCACAAGUGACGGAGAAGACCCACCUUCCAAGAAAAGAAGAGUGGACACAUAUGGGUGCACAAAUUGGCAACCAAAACGGCUGCCAUUGGGUGAAACUGAGGAGACUCAGAAAUGUGCACAAGAAGAAUUAAAGAACAUGCACAAAAACAAAAGCAAGAACACCAAAAGUAUUAAAGAAAAAAUGCUGGCUACUUUCUACACUCAGAGAAGCGACAUAAGUAGAAUGGAAAUCCCUGUUUUGGUAAAAGAGUGGCCAUAUCUGUUUGAGAUGUGCGGGAUAAUGGUCCACUUCAAAGAGCUAACAGAUAUGGAUGUUGACAAAGGAGCCAUCUCAAGUAAAUGUGAAAGAGUAAUUUCAUAUCUCAUGUCCCAUGACAAGAAGAACAGCAAAAUGGAGGGCAUCGGAGAAGGCAUUGAAAGUGCCAAAGCGAAGCAUCUAGAUCCUUAUCUUCCUGGAUGUGUGAUGCUGCUUCUGAAACAUUUCAGUGAAGAUCAGGCCAAGAUGUUCGUGAUGGUUGAUGAGACGUGUCUGCCAUCUGAAGUUGAUCAACUGCCCAGCACGCCUUGCGUCGUUGUGUGUGGGAGUUCUCCCCUCACAGCUGAAAACUUGAUGAUUGCUGUGGACCAGACCAUCGUGAAAGAUGGGGUUACAAAUUGUGGUGAUGCCCUUCUGAUGAUGUUCGUAUCCUACUACUGCCUCAACAUCAGUUAUCCACUGGAACUUGGAGCAACUCUGGAGUUCAUGCAGAGAUGCCUUUUCAGGAUAAAUCCAGAUAGGGGGACCAAAGUGGAGAAGCAGCAAUCUAAAAAACAGCAGUCCGUAAAUCCUAAGGUUCUUUCUUUGAUAACAAAAAUUGCAGACUUUGAAUGGCGAGAGUAGACAUCUCACAUGCCAGCUUCUUUCUGUUUCAUACAUUUCCAUUUAGUUCAUAUACUGUUCUGUAAUGUGUAAAGCGUUCAUUCUGCUUGUAUUUUGUGGCUCACUGUUAUCUUGAGUGAGUGCAGCGUUUUAACGUGUGUUUACACGUUUUAAAUUGUGUACAUUUCAAAGUAAAGAGUUAAAAAAAGCUCCCAGUAAAGACCGGUAAUUUUAACCAGUGGGGAGAACCAGUUUCAUAAAGUGUGUGUGUGUGUGUGUGUGUGUG
This is a messenger RNA of Paramisgurnus dabryanus, 2710 nucleotides long. RefSeq lists its product as uncharacterized. The record is from RefSeq and is a predicted model, not a curated record. NCBI's taxonomy places the organism in Eukaryota, Metazoa, Chordata, Actinopteri, Cypriniformes, Cobitidae.